Molecule: messenger RNA, 1005 nt
Organism: Kazachstania africana CBS 2517
Lineage: Eukaryota; Fungi; Ascomycota; Saccharomycetes; Saccharomycetales; Saccharomycetaceae
Gene: ZTA1
Product: NADPH:quinone reductase
Exons: 1
Coding region: 1-1005 (334 amino acids)
Biological process (GO): cellular response to oxidative stress
Cellular component (GO): cytoplasm
Molecular function (GO): quinone reductase (NADPH) activity; zinc ion binding
Source: RefSeq, a predicted model, not a curated record
AUGUCAAUCCCUCAAUCUCAAAAAGUUCUACUUAUUGAUGGACUAAGUGAGGGUUAUGAAGUUAUCAAGUACGAGGAUUUCGCAACUCCUAUCAUUGUUACUGAUGACGAAGUCAUAAUCAAAAAUCGCUACACUGGUGUUAACUAUAUCGAAUCAUAUUUCCGUAAAGGUAUUUAUCCGGCAGAAUUGCCUUAUGUAUUGGGAAGAGAAGCUGUCGGUACAGUUGUAGCUAUUGGUAAAAGUGUUAGAGAUUUAAAAGUUGGUGAUAAAGUCAGUUACAUAGCAGGCGCCACUUUUGCUCAAUUCACCAAGGUGCCAAAUUCGACCCAUGUGUUCAAGCUGCCAGAUACUACGAGCACUGAACAACUCAAGUUAUAUGCUGCAGGUAUGAUACAGGGACUAACUGCAUUAACCUUCGUCAACGAAGCAUAUGACGUGAAAAAGGGAGACUACGUGCUAUUAUAUGCGGCUGCAGGUGGUGUUGGUCUGAUUUUCAAUCAAUUACUAAGAAUGAGAGGAGCUCAUACAAUUGCUGUGGCAUCUACUAACGAAAAACUAUCUUUAGCCAAAGAGAAUGGCGCUGAGUUUUUGAUUAAUUCCAAGGAGGAUAACAUUCUUGAAAAAGUUCAACAAAUUACAAAGGGCAACGGUGUCGAUGUGGCAUUCGAUUCUGUAGGGAAGGACACUUUUGAAACCACUUUGUCAUGCUUGAAAAGAAAAGGUACUUUCGUAUCUUACGGUAAUGCCUCGGGGCCAGUACCUCCAUUUCCACUAUCUCGUUUAUCGCCAAAAAACAUCAGACUCCUAAGACCACAAUUGUUUGGUUAUGUUGCUCAAGCUGAUGAAUUCCGUCACUAUACCGAAGAAUUGAUUUCUUUAAUUGAUUCAGGGAAACUGAACAUCAAGCUCUUUAAGAUUUAUCAACUUUAUGAUUACGUACAAGCAGCAAAAGAUAUAGAAAGUAGGAGUACUACCGGUAAGCUUAUUUUAGAAGUCCCACAAUAA